AGAAUAGUAGAUUUCAAUGCAAAACAUGGCGCAUGACCUUCUAAGAACUCUUGAACAUUCCCUACAUCACUGCCUCAACCAUUUUAUAUCUGGAUGAUAACUUGAAACUGAGUGCUACAAUGAUGUUUCACCAAUCAUUAAUAGUAACAAUGUUACAUCUACAAGGAUGAUUAACAAAGUACAGAUAGGUAGAAUUUUCGGUCGUCCAGUGCAUGGGGCUCCAGUCCACCUUUGUGGGGUCUGGGGAAGUUAAGAUGUAUGCAGCAUUAUCCCAUGCAUGUAGAGAGGCUGUUUCGGCGACUUGAACACCGGAUGCCCAGGUCACAAUAGAGUGACCUUACUAUUGUGCUGCUAAGGGCCGGGGGAGGAAAUUUGUUGACAUUAAUGUAUGCUGGUUCCUUUCCACUUAUUAUACUAAUAGAAACUGGGAGGUUGAAUUAUUUUGUUUUGGUGAGAGGUACUGGUUGUGAGAGGCUUGAUGAUUUUUCAUUAGAAUAAAAAUCCAUAGAAAAUUCGCAGAGAACAAAGUGACUGUUCGAACUAAUUAUAACUACAGAAAGAUGGAGAUGUGUCAUUUCUGUUGAAACUCUCGGUUCAUUGUUUCAUAUCCCUGUUUUUAAUGUGGUUCUGUGAAUGUUACGUUUAAUGGGUGCAUCAAUUGUGCAUAAUGAGCUUGAGUAUGGGGCUGAGGAUCCUCCGUUGUCCCCUAGGCUACCAUUACAAAACCAUCACUCUCAAACUGCAAUGCAUUUAACUAAUUCGGGCAUCCCAGUGACUUCAAAUUCAUUUGGUCCAGCAACUGGUGGGCAGACAAUUCGUUCAGGGCAUUCUGAUCAAGUUAAGAACUCUGUCUUCUCGAAUGCCUUGUCCAGCCCUGUUCGUCGGAGCCUCCAGCACUAUCACUUGACUCAGGGAGGUCACUCUUCAAACAAUGUUAUGUCAUCCGGAAAUGGAGCACGAAAUAUUGAAAAUGGAUAUCUUCACCACCAAAACAGAGAUUCCAAUACCCCCAGCUCUAACGAUUCUUUGAUGGACAUGCAUGCUGAUAGCCCUUGUCACGAAUCUCCUUACUGA
This is a messenger RNA of Ilex paraguariensis (yerba mate), 1074 nucleotides long. The record is from the annotation of a GenBank genome assembly. Lineage: Eukaryota; Viridiplantae; Streptophyta; Magnoliopsida; Aquifoliales; Aquifoliaceae.